AUGGCUGACAACGAAAUGGCGCACGUUGAGUUUUGUAAAUAAUCGUGAAAUGUGUGUGGCUAUUAAUCACAUUUUAACCGUUUCACAAUUAUAUUAAAAGUUGAUAUAUAAAUAAAUGAAAAAUACCUCUAUUCUUCUUAAGCACUAAAUAAUCUUAGAACCCUGUAAGUCGUUAAAGUUUAUAAACAAACAUGAGUGAAGAAAAGAAGGUUAUGUUCCACGAGAUGGAAUUGGAUGAUCGCAUUUUAAAGGCCAUAUCGCAGUUGGCUUGGCCCGAGCCCACAUUGAUACAAGAAACUGCGAUUCCCUUGCUUUUGGAAGGCAAGGAUGUGCUGAUGAGGGCUCGGACUGGGUCGGGCAAGACAGCCGCAUUCAGCAUACCAGUUAUACAGAAGAUAUUGAACCUGAAAAACACAAGUACGCAUCAGUGUAUACGAGCUCUUGUGUUGUCGCCAAGUAAAGAGCUUUGUGGUCAAAUAGCAUCAGUAAUAGGAGACUUAACAAUAAAAUGCGCCAGAGAAGUCCGCUGUAUAGACAUAUCGUCUAAUAGCGACACAGCAACACAGAAAUGUCUGCUAGCGGACAAACCUGACAUCAUUGUGUCCACCCCAUCAAGAGCAUUAGCACAUUUGAAGGCUGGGAACAUGAAGCUGAAGGAAGACCUGGCGAUGCUGGUGGUGGAUGAAGCAGAUUUGAUAUUUUCAUUUGGAUAUGAAGAUGAAAUUAAAGAGUUACUUGGGUUCCUUCCAAAAAUCUACCAAGCAGUGCUUGCAUCGGCCACACUAUCAGACGAUGUGCUCAGCCUCAAGAAGAUAGUGCUCCGGAACCCAGUGACCCUCAAACUGGAGGAACCGGAACUGGCCCCGUCAUCGCAACUGCAGCAUUACCAUUUAUUUGCCGAAGAGGAUGAUAAAGCGGCCAUUUUGUAUGCCUUGCUGAAACUAAACCUUAUCAGAGGAAAGAGUAUCAUCUUCGUCAGGACUGUUGAUAGGUGUUAUAAACUAAAACUCUACCUGGAACAGUUCAAGAUUGGUUCAUGCGUUCUGAACUCUGAGCUCCCAGCUGCGGUGAGGUGUCUAUCAGUGGACCAGUUCAACCGAGGCCGGUACCAGAUCAUCGUGGCUUCAGACGAGAAGGCGUUAGAGAAGCCAGACGGAGGACUUAUUGCUGACGAUGAGCAGAUUGGCAAGAAGAGGAAGAGAAAGCAAACAUCGAAGCGUAAGAAGGACAAGGAGUCGGGCGUGUCUCGCGGCAUAGACUUCCAGCACGUGUCCAAUGUGAUUAACUUCGACUUUCCGCUGGACGUCACCUCGUAUGUGCAUAGAGCUGGCCGCACUGCGCGCGGGAACAACCAGGGAACAGUGUUAUCGUUCGCGUCAAUACGAGAGAAACCGCUAUUGGACGCGGUGGAGGAACACUUAUCAAAGAGCUUCAAGACGCAGAACGUUUUACAGAAGUACGAGUUCGCGUUAGAAGAAGUGGAAGGCUUCAGGUACCGGUCCCGGGACGCAUGGCGGGCUGUCACCCGGAUAGCUGUCAGGGAGGCUCGGUUGAAGGAGAUCAAACAGGAACUGCUCAACUGUAAGAAACUGCAGGGUUACUUCGAAGAGAAUCCAAACGACCUAGCAGCAUUGAGAAGGGAUAAGGCGCUUCAUACAGUGAAAGUCCAGCAGCAUCUAUGUCAUGUUCCGGAGUAUCUUCUGCCAGCGGCGCUGAGGAAGGAAGAGGAAGAAAGCACAGAGGACGCCCAAGAAGCACCAGCUCCCAAGAAGAAGAAUAAGGGCAACUUUGGUAGCGCCAAGAGGCAUAAGUAUCAGGCACGAGCAGCCGACCCCCUGAAGAGCUUCGACUUGAAGAACCUGAAGAAAACAGCAGCAACCGACACGUAGCUAACAUUUUCGCUGUUGGGGGCUCCAGUAAGUUGGUUAGUACUAGCAUGUACUAGGGUUGUAAACUUGUAACCCCGGACACAAUUGUUAUAUAACAAUAAAUUGUUAAAGUUA
Pectinophora gossypiella (pink bollworm) is the source of this 2003-nucleotide messenger RNA. It is a transcript of the gene Hlc, whose product is annotated as probable ATP-dependent RNA helicase DDX56. Lineage: Eukaryota; Metazoa; Arthropoda; Insecta; Lepidoptera; Gelechiidae. Gene Ontology annotation, cellular component: nucleolus. The record is from RefSeq and is a predicted model, not a curated record. Gene Ontology annotation, molecular function: ATP binding; nucleic acid binding; RNA helicase activity. Bases 192 to 1889 code for a protein of 565 amino acids. The transcript has 11 exons.